Messenger RNA from Chenopodium quinoa (quinoa), 1248 nucleotides. RefSeq names its product protein FAR1-RELATED SEQUENCE 5-like. Lineage: Eukaryota; Viridiplantae; Streptophyta; Magnoliopsida; Caryophyllales; Amaranthaceae. Bases 1 to 1248 code for a protein of 415 amino acids. The record is from RefSeq and is a predicted model, not a curated record. The transcript has 2 exons.
AUGGAUGAAUUCGUGAUUCUAGAUGUUGAUCGUGAUUAUGAACUUCAGCAUUCUUCGAUUUCCGAGUUUGAUCGUGAUUGUGAAGUUGUUUUUCCGUCUUCUACUGGAUUGCUGAAUUCAUUUGUUGAUCAAUUGGGUACUAGUGAUGAAAUUAUGUUUGAAGAGGCAACUAAAUCAGAGUUACUUUAUAAAGAUUUUAAUUCUGAAGAAGAAGCUUAUGAUAUUUAUAAUGAAUAUGCUUUUAAGCAUGGAUUUGGGAUUAGAAUUGAUAAAAGUAAAAGUCGAAAUGAUGGCUCUUUGAAGAUGAAAAGAUUUGUUUGUUGCAAUGAAGGUUGGAAGGAUGAGAAGGCAAAGAAUAAAAGGACUUAUGAGAGACUUAAUAUAAGAACUGGUUGUUGGGCUUUUAUUCAGUUUAAGAUUGAUCGUUUAGGUUUAUGGACAUGUACAAAGCAUCACAUGAAACAUAAUCAUCAUAUGAUUCCUCUUGAAAAGAGACAUUUGUUAAGGUCUCAAAGGAAUGUUUCUAAAGAAAAUUUGCAAUUCAUGUCUACAUUGAGGUGUAGUGGAGUUAAAAUUUCUGCAGCCUUGAGGGCAAUGAAAAAGGAUGUUGGUGGCUCUCCUAAUUUAGGAUUUACAGCACCGGAUGCCUAUAAUGCUUUAUCUGCUGAAAAACGAGCUUUACUUGAUGGUUGUGACAGUCAUCAAUUGAUCAAAUACUUUGCUAAAAGACAACUUGAUGAAGCUGAAUUUUACUAUGACUUUGAACCAGAUGAGGAUGGGUGUUUAGUUAACUUUUUUUGGCGUGAUGGUCGGAUGAAGAGAGAUUAUGAGUAUUUUGGAGAUUUGCUGGUUUUUGAUACCACGUAUAGGACAAAUAAAUAUGGAAUGAUUUGUGCUCCAUUUGUUGGUAUGAAUCAUCAUGCUAAUAAUCUCAUGUUUGGUAUGGGUUUUAUUUUCAAUGAGCGAACCGAGUCUUUUGUGUGGCUUUUUGAUACAUUCUUGAAAUCUAUGGGAAACAAAAGUCCUAUCACAAUUAUGACAGAUCAAGCUCAAGCUAUUGCAGCUGGUAUUCGGAAUGUAUUUCCUCCAAGUGUGCAUCAUCGUCUUUGUGUUUGGCACAUUGAGCAAAAUUCAAAGAAGCAUAUUGGGGCUUUGAGAGCUUUGGAUGGAUUUACAGAUUUGUUUGGUUAUUUGCUCAAGUAUUGUGAAACCCCUGCUGAGUUUGAACAUUUUUGGAAAAGGUAUUGA